AUGAUUACAGAUGAUCAAUUAAAUACGAUUGUAUUAAUAUUUGGUAUUGCUUCGGUGAUUUUGAUAUUGAUUUAUCACACUAUUUCAACGAAUGUCAAGAACUUGGAAAACUAA
Molecule: messenger RNA, 114 nt
Organism: Debaryomyces tyrocola
Lineage: Eukaryota; Fungi; Ascomycota; Pichiomycetes; Serinales; Debaryomycetaceae
Source: the annotation of a GenBank genome assembly